Psammomys obesus (fat sand rat) is the source of this 1002-nucleotide messenger RNA. RefSeq names its product interferon-inducible protein AIM2-like. The record is from RefSeq and is a predicted model, not a curated record. Gene Ontology annotation, biological process: cellular response to interferon-beta; activation of innate immune response. Gene Ontology annotation, molecular function: double-stranded DNA binding. The transcript has 4 exons. Lineage: Eukaryota; Metazoa; Chordata; Mammalia; Rodentia; Muridae. Gene Ontology annotation, cellular component: AIM2 inflammasome complex. Bases 103 to 681 code for a protein of 192 amino acids.
CUUCCUGCCCACUCGCUACCUACGCCUUCCUUGCUGGCUGCUGUGCCUUCCUUGUCGUCAGCAACUCCGCCCUUGUGAAACCGCUGAUCCUGAGGCCGUGAGAUGGAGAGCAAAUAUAAGGAAAUACUGUUGUUUUCCGGCCUGGACCACAUGACAAAGGAGGAGCUGAAACGGUUCAAGUUCUUUGCUGAAGAUGAGUUUGCUAUACCCUGGAGCGAACUGCAGGAUGCAGACAAGACAGAUUUAGCUGACCUGAUGAUUAAAUGUGUAGGUGCGAAGUCUGCAGUGGAAAAAUCCAUUAAUAUUUUCCGAAAGAUGACAUAUAUGAUGCUUGCAAAGUUGCUACAGAAUGAAAAGGAAAAAGUUGUAGGUAAACCCAUGAUAAAUACAAAGAAAAAUACAAAUACAAAAAAGAAAAAUACAAAUACAAAAAUGAAAAAUACAAAUACAAAGAAGGUUACAAAUACAAAGAAGAAGGUUACAAAUACAAAGAAGAAGGUUACAAAUACAAAGAAGGUUGCAGAUACAAAGAAGAAAGUUACAAAUACAAAGACAAAAGAUGCAAAUACAAAGAAGAAAAGAACACAGAAAGUAAAAGAAAGAAGUCAAGCUAAAAACUGUUCUAUUGCCUCUGCCACCAGCAGACAAACAGACUGCUAUAAAAGUCUCUCCUCAAGAUAAGGUCACAAGCCUUGGUACACUACCAGGGCAGCAAGCCGGAAGUAUGAGCUUCUCUGGUGGAGAUCCCAGUGUUGUUGACUUCCAGGCAUUAGAUGAAGCUCAAAAUCAAAUGUUCUGCCUCUCCCGGAAACCAUUUGGGAGUCACGCAAAAGAAAUUCUGAAGGCUAUGGUGGAACAUGACACAGAUGGGUUUCCCCAUAAGAAAACUUUUAUGAGUUUAAUAGAUCAACUAUUUUAACAAUAGAUGGCUUCAGGGGCUCAGGACUCCCAGAGGGCCACUGCUUUGGUGACCCCUGCAGGGGCCGGGCAUGGGGUAGGUAG